AGAGGAAGAAGAAGAAGAAGAAGAGAAGAGUAGAAGAAGAGAGGGGGAUCAGGAUAGACCGGAGGAGGAAGGGAAGAGAAGGAGAAGAAGAAGAAGAAAACAGCUGCUGUAGCUGUCAAUCAAACCGGAUCCAUUCCCAGCCAGGUGUGUUCAUGUGACGCCCCCUUUGCUCAGGUGAGACAAAGUACAUUUACUCUGUUUACUACACCUGUACAACAUGUACCCAGUACCUGCAGGUACUCACUACUUUACAGAGUACUUAAGAUAAGAAGUAUUUUAUUAGUGCCACAAUGGGGAAAUGUGCAAUAUAAACUUUAUAUGUGUGUGUGUGUGUGUCUACGUUUUUUGUUUGAGUUUGUGUGUGUGUGUGUGCGUGUGUGUACGUGUUUUUGCUUGUUUGAGUUUGUGUGGGUGUUUGGUUUGUGUGUGUGUGUGUGUUUGUGUGUUGUUUGUGACCAAUGUCUCCACAUUGAAGACACACCAUAUCAAACUGUCCCUCAUGUGGAACACGGAAGGAACCAUCCAGUGACUGAGACGAGAGUCCAGAAACAUAAAGACUUGGACAUGUUUCACUUUCAUGUCUUUACAACAACAUUUAACCGAGCAGAAAACACUCACAAACUUCCCGAAGCGCCUGAGCUCUCGCUCCAGAGCUUCAUUGGGAAUGGAGGGACGGAGGACAUGGUGAUCCGGGUAGAGGCCAGUGCCAGAGGGGAAACCUCCUCUGUGGUGAACCUGUUCUCCAUGAGACACAGUUCUGAUCUGUAAAGAAAACCACCAGAGCUUUUUUCAUCUAGAAGCAUAAGAAAUGUUCCUGUGUCCGACCUGCUCUCCCAGGGCCGACAGCACCUGUUCCACUGUGGAGCUGAGGCACCAUGACGCCAUGACACACGGGAAAUACACAGAAAAACUACACUAACAGAUGGAUGGAAUUCAAGAAAAUCGCAGCAGUGCCUCGUCCCAUUCACUUUCUGGCCAUGUUGAAGAUGAGACGAAGGAUGGAGACCAGCAGAGCACAAAGUCCCAGAAACACCAAAGACCAGCUGAGACUCCACGGACUGAGGAGGAACCAGACCACCAGGAGGCUCGGACCAGAGCACAGAAACCAGAAAGUCCUUCUGGUAAUCUAACACCAGGUAGAUCAGCUAGAACCAAACCAGAUCAACCAAAACCAGAUCCUUGUUCCACAGAGCAAAAAAACCCAGGAGAUUCUCCUGUAACAGAUGAACCAAAACCAGAUCCUCUUAAAUUACACUUGAAACAUUCUCGUACAGAAACACAGGAACCAGAAGACUCUCCACAUGAACCAAAUCCACAAAUACUACCUCCAACUACACCAGAUCAACAAAAACAAGAUCCUCAUCCCAAAGAGAAACACAACCUGGGAGAGUCUUCUGCAACAGAUGAACCAAAACCUGAUCAACCAAAAACAAUUCCAUCAAACCCAGACCCUCUUUGGCAAGAACAACCAAAAUCAGAUCACUCUCAGGACCAAACCCAGGUCCCCCCUGAGCCCACGAAGGAUUUAACUGUCUUCAGUAUAUCAUUCGAAAAACAAAACCAGAAGGAGCACAAGUCCAGAGACCAGCAGGACCCCCAUGAUUCUCCUCCUCCUCCUGUUAACGAUCAGACCCACCCCACCAAAGCGCCAACACUGGCUCCACACGUUACCAUUGAGGUGUUCUGCGACCAGGUGAGACCCCGUCCUCAGGAUUCUUCCUCAGGUGAGCCCAAAUUGUGCAGCUUCCUGCAGAAACAAGGGGGGCCCCUGAGGGCCUGGAAGGACCGGUGGUUCACAUAUGAAGACAAAAAGAACCAGCUGUUCUACUACCGAACGCCACAGGAUGUGAUGCCGCUUGGCCGAGUGGAGCUCAGUGAUGCUACCUUCACUUAUCCACUAAAGGCAGAGACAGGCACAUUCCACAUCAAGACACAUGAACGAACCUUCACACUCAAGGCGCAGACUCAGGAGCUGAUGCUCUAUUGGCUGCAGCAGCUGCAGGUGAAACGUUGGCAGCACAGACAGACGUCCUCCUGUCCAGACUCGACCAAUAACAACAACAAUACAGAUGACUUCCUGCCGGUGCGGAAGAGCCCUCUGGGUCUGGUGGGGAAGGAUGCCGCCAACGCUUCGUCACAACGAACGCAGCUCACAAAUGUGUCAAUCAAACAUCCGCUGAUCGAGCUGCAAAACUCGGUCCACAGUCUUCGUAAGAGAUCGUCUCAGGAGUGGAGUCAAAGUGUGUUUCAUGUAGAAGCUCCACCGUCGACCCCAAACCCUGCACACAUUAACACUACCGCAGGUCCAGUGUUCCCAUCAGAAAGUAGGGAAUCCUCGUCCCUGCCUGACAGUCGUAGCAGGGAGACGAACAAUCUCAGCUUGUCCACCAUGCCGGUCCUCCGCAGAGACACUCCAUCCUCGUCCUCAGACCGUACGUCCCACCAGAAGCAGAACAAACAGAUGCUGAUCGAGGAGGUCAAAGCUCAGAAGGAAUUAGUCUGGAUCCUCCAUAAAGCCUUGGAGGCGUCUCAGCUGGAGAAAAGAACCUGUGCAGAGUUUUUGGCGGCAGAGGGUGAGCAGAAACGUCUGGAGCUGCUUCGACACCGAGAGCGGCAGGUGGCUGACCUGCAAGGUCGACUGGAGGAGUCGAAGACGGAGGCGGAGGUAACGAGGAGGAGUCUGGCUCAGAGAGAUGUGCAGCUGGCUGAGCUGCAAGAUGACGUCAGGAUACUGAUGGACAAGAACAACGCCAAGCAGGAGGUGAUCAUUAAGCUGUCUGAUCAGGUGACCGUCUGUAUGUCCAACCCGCCGUGCUCCGCCUCGUCCUCUGGUGGCGGUCUAGACUCUCAGGCUUUCAAACAGCUUCAGCAGGAAAACGAGAACCUGAAGGACGAUAUUGAAGCGUAUAAAACCCAGAAUACAUUUCUAAACUCUGAGAUUUAUCAGCUGACGAAACUGUGGAGGAAAAGCUCAGAACAAGAGAAGAGUCUGAUGGUGAAGUGUGCCUACCUGGAGGCCAGUAACUGUCAGUUGGAGAGCCGUUACCUGGGUGUCCUCCAAAAGCUGCAGGAGACCAAAUCUCUGGAUCCGGUCCAACGUGGGGCCGUUCAGAAGAUGAUUGAGGACGCUCUGAAAGUAGAGCUGAAGAGCGACACCAAGAUCAACACCAACAGGGAACAGGAUGAGUACGGCUUUAAAAUUAUCCCCGACUACGAGCUGGACGAUAUGAAGCUGCUGGCAAAGAUCCAGGCGCUCGAAAUCCGAUCACACAACCUACUGCACCAGGAGGGGGUUGAGCGCCCCCUGCUGAGCCGCUGGGCUCAGUACCUGGCCGGCCGGUCACAUGACGACCUGUGUCCAUCUCCGGAGCUCAAAGGUCUUCUGCGUGGUGGUGUUCCUUACGAGUACCGACAGAGAUUGUGGCACUGGAUGGUCCAAGCCCGAACCAGAACAAUCAGAGACUGCCAGCCCCGACAUUACCAACAGCUGUGUGAGAAGAGUCACACAUCUUCUCAUCCAGCCUCCAGACAGAUCCAGCUGGACCUACACCGAACUUUGACGUCCAAUCAGCACUUCUCCUCACCCUCCAGCCCCGCCUUCCAGCAGCUUCGUCGCAUCUUAUUGGCCUUCUCCUGGCAGAACCCUGCUAUUGGCUACUGCCAGGGUCUCAAUAGGUUGGCUGCUAUCGCUCUGCUCGUGCUCCAGAGUGAAGAAGACGCCUUCUGGUGUCUGGUUUCUGUGGUGGAAACCAUCAUGCCUCAAGACUACUACACCAAGAACCUGGUGUCCUCUCAGGCAGACCAGCGGGUGUUCAAGGAUUUCCUGGCAGAGAAGCUUCCUCGCCUUGCGUCUCAUUUUGAUGACCACAGCGUCGAUGUGUCUCUGAUCACCUUCAACUGGUUCCUGGUGGUUUUUGUGGAGAGUCUGCCCAGUGACAUCCUGUUGCCGCUGUGGGAUGCCUUCCUGUAUGAGGGCACCAAGGUGAUCUUCAGGUAUGCUCUUGCUCUCUUCAAAUACAAAGAGGACGACAUCCUGAGGAUCCACGACAGUGUGGAGAUCUACCAGUACCUGCGCUUCUUCACCAAAACCAUCUCUGACAGCAGGAGGCUGACCAGCAUCGCCUUCAGCGACAUGAACCCGUUCCCUGGCCGCCUGCUGAGGAACCGGCGAGCACUUCACCUGGAGCGCCUGCAGGGGGAGCUGCGAGAGCUGGAGAAGCAGCAGAGGGAGUUCGUAACGGAGAUCAUCGAGCACAAAGACAAAGAACUGGACACCAUGGUGAGCGAGGAAGACGACGAACUGUGACCUCACGACUCAGCAUGCUAGCUCAACAUUACAAGAGUUUGACAUCACAGUCGUCAAGGUAACAAAGAUGAGGUUAGAACGUGUCAUUCCAACAGAAACAGUGAACAAAGCUGUUUAAGAUCUCAGUCAUAAAGAGUCACAAUCAAUACAAAUCAACAACUGGAACAAAUAUCAAUGAUUGAUUACAAACUGUUACAAUCAGCUGGUGACUAAAAGCAGCAGAGUUAAUAAAUGUCUGCACAGUAACUAAGUAGAUGAAAAACUUUAUCUGUUGAGUUCAGGUUAAAUGUUAGUUUUUUACUACAAUUGGUUCACAUUUUUAUAUAUAUAUAUUUUCUUUUUCUUCUGUUAUUGUUCCAUAAAUAUUCUGUCAUGUAAACUUUUGUUGUGGAUUUUCUUGAUGUUUGAAGUCAAUAAAAAGUCUUUUGAACUGGA
Messenger RNA from Hippoglossus stenolepis (Pacific halibut), 4741 nucleotides. It is a transcript of the gene tbc1d2, whose product is annotated as TBC1 domain family, member 2. The coding region runs from base 923 to 4306 and encodes 1127 amino acids. The transcript has 17 exons. The record is from RefSeq and is a predicted model, not a curated record. Lineage: Eukaryota; Metazoa; Chordata; Actinopteri; Pleuronectiformes; Pleuronectidae.